Messenger RNA from Parnassius apollo (apollo), 1575 nucleotides. The record is from the annotation of a GenBank genome assembly. NCBI's taxonomy places the organism in Eukaryota, Metazoa, Arthropoda, Insecta, Lepidoptera, Papilionidae.
AUGGAAAAUAAUAUAGUACCUAAUAAUGAGGAACGCGAUUUUUGCGAAUUUCAAAUGGAUUUGGCGGACUUUGAAUUGUCGCAAGAAGAUUUGCAAGAGAUUGAGACUUUGGAGUUCAACGCACUUCAGACAUCGUUCAGGGAUAUCAGUAGCGACGAUGAGUCUGAAAAUUUACAUGUUCCGAAGAAAAGAAGACGUAUGGUUAUCAAUUCGGACAGUGAAAGCGAUUCAGUAAAAGAUUUUGUCCUACAAAAUUUACCUACUUCUUCAAACACGUACACAAAAUGGAAGAACCCUACUGGAUGCACUGCUCGAGUGAUACCCUUCACUGAGCCCACAGGUAUGAAGUUUCCUUUUUCAAGAGACUUAAGUCAAGGAGAUCCAGAGGAUUUUUAUUCUUUGUUAGUUGACGAUUCCUUGUUUGAAAUAAUUGCUGAACAAAGUAACCUGUUUGCUACGCAAAGCUUUGGAGAUAAAGAUUUCAAGCCAUGUUCUCGCUCACAUACAUGGCAGCCAACCGAUAAGCAUGAAAUAAAACGAUUUUUUGGACUAAUUUUAUUCAUGGGCCUUGUGAAAUUGCCAUCAAUUAGUGAUUACUGGAGUACAGAUGACAUAUUUCAACAACCGUUUCCUCGCACAGUGAUGACUAGGAACAGAUUUGAAUUACUUUUACAGUACCUACACUUUGCCGACAAUUACAACUUGAAUCCGAACGAUCGCAUUGGAAAAAUCAGUGGAAAAAAUAUUGAUAUUGAGAAUAAUACCCCUACAAAAAUAGUAUUAUCCCUGUGCGAUGAACUCUUGAAUAAAGGCCACACCAUUGCCACUGAUAACUGGUACACCAGCUUGGAACUGGCGUACGAAUUACUAAAAAACGAUACACAUUUCCUGGGGACAGUGAGAAAGAACAGAAAGUACUUGCCUAGGAAAGUAGUAGAAACUAAUUUAAAACGAGGUGAAUUCGUAGCACAAGAAAACGAUUGUGGCAUCACAGUAUUAAAAUGGAAAGAUAAAAGAGAUGUUUUAAUGCUGUCUACAAAGCACGCGGACAAAUUUACUCGAUUAAAUGUCAGAGGCAAGGCGGUGCAAAAACCAGCAAUGGUUAUUGAUUAUAACAAAUGUAAAGCUUCAGUCGACAUGAGUGAUCAGAUGACAGCUUAUUCAACUCCACUGAGAAAAACUGUCAAAUGGUAUAGAAAAUUGGCCAUAGAAUUGCUCUUGAAUACAGCUGUGGUAAAUGCGUUGAUAAUGUAUAAGGAAACCACUAAGAAAAAUAUUUCAGUAUUAGAUUAUAGAAAAAAUCUCGUUCAAUAUCUCACUAAAUCAGGACGUCCAGAAACAGGUAACUUGGCACUUGAAUUACGUCCAAAACGACGAAAACAUGAACUUGUCAAAAAAGAGGGACCUGUACGCAAAAUGAGACGAUUUUGUGUCGGCUGUUACAAGAACAAUGUAGAAAAGAUGUCGAGAAAAGACGCAAAAAAUAAGACCCUGAAAGUGCCUACCUAUUGUUUGCAGUGUGAUGGUCAGCCACAUUAUUGCCUGCCAUGUUUUAAUAGAGAGCAUCGAACGUAA